This is a messenger RNA of Symbiodinium sp. CCMP2456, 1410 nucleotides long. The record is from the annotation of a GenBank genome assembly. NCBI's taxonomy places the organism in Eukaryota, Dinophyceae, Suessiales, Symbiodiniaceae.
AUGGAUUUGCACAGGCGUGUGCCACCGGAGAAGUGGUGUAUCACCCGUGCAGAAUUCCAAGCUUUCGUGCGGGAUGUACGGCGCCUCUGGCGUCAGGGCAGAAUACCGGACAGCGCAGAAGAGCAGACCUCGCUCCGAGAGAGCGACGGACCCAAUCUGUACCAGGUCAAUGAGCAUUAUGUCAAGCCGUUGACGCUGGCGGCCGGUGGCAUGAGCUACGCACUGAUGAAGCAUCCCGAAGGCUUGCUUUGCCAGGUCUUCAUUUCCCACGCUUGGGCAGAGUGCCUUUUCGAGCUCGGUGACCUUGCACUUCGGACCUGGCCUCGGCUGCAGGGCCUCCGAAAUAUGUAUUGCUGCCUGCUGGCAAACCCACAAAACCUGGAUAUCUCAGCUUUGCUCAGCGGUCCCCCGGAGGAGAGCCCCUUCGCCAGGGCCAUUCAGACGGCCUCGCACGUCCUGGUCAUACCAAACGACACGGUCAGUAUCUACACGCGCCUGUGGUGUGUCUAUGAAGCCUACCUGGGCACUUGCUGGCACAAGACCUGCAUCAUGCCGGCGCGGCCGAAGAGGUCGGCGCAGUGCAAGUCGGCGAUUCGCACGAUCCUCGUGCCAAGCAUCAUCGGGCUGGUGCUAGGUUUGACGUGGCUGUUGCUGAUUUAUCACCAUUGUUGCAGAACCUGCUCGCGUUGCUUCGUGGAUCCUGUCCUCAGUGCUUGCGUGGGGCUGACACUGCUUUGCUUCAUAGGGUCGCUACUCAUGGAAUUUGCUCCCAGACCUCUUCGAAUGUGGGUCAAAUGCGUGCUGAUCCGCAUCGUACACAUCCUGGUUAUUUGCGUUUGUGCGGCAGUGGCUAUCCCCUAUUCCGUUCUGCUGGAAUGGAAGAACAGCGUGUGGAAUCACGUCUUCGAGCGGUUAAUUCCAAUCGCACUCUGCCUCUUCAACGUUUGGCGUGCGGCGCAGCUUAGCCUACACAGAUUGGAGGAUGUGGAGCUGCGCAGGCAAGCCAGCCUGCUGGCCAUUCAGACGCUGGAGGAUGCUACCUGCUCCGAUCCACACGACGAAGCCCAGAUCCGUCAGGCCAUACAAGGCUUCGAGGCCGAAGUGGACGUGACGAUUCGUGUAUUGAUGCAAAGUGGUGCCUACAAUGAUGCGCUCCGUGAAGCUUACGAGCAAGGCGAGGACAUCAGCGGCGAAGGGAACAGUGAUCUCAUUGUAAAGACGGGCCUCGUGUCCUUGAUCUGGCUGCUUUCCACGUUGGAUUCCGCUGGCUUCCUAGACUCCUAUUUGGUCUGCCUCGGGCCGCGUUACGAGCAGGGGACGAGCGGACUGCUCCUGCUGAGCCCCUGUGCCCAAGGUGUCUUUUAUAGGGUCUUACGAUUGCCUUACGGGUUCACUAUUGGGUUUAUAUAG